Oryza sativa Japonica Group (Japanese rice) is the source of this 797-nucleotide messenger RNA. Its product is annotated as pistil-specific extensin-like protein. NCBI's taxonomy places the organism in Eukaryota, Viridiplantae, Streptophyta, Magnoliopsida, Poales, Poaceae. The record is from RefSeq and is a predicted model, not a curated record.
GGCUGCUCCAACCUUCCAAUGGUUCUUGGCGAUUGGCAUGGCUGCUGCAUCUAGCCUCCCGAUCUUGGCGGCAAUGGCGGCGAGGACGACGCCGUUGCCUCUGCUGCGUGGCGCGGCGGCGGCGGCGGCGGCGCGCUCUUGCCUGCACCGGCCGCAGGUGGGCGCUGCCGCCGCGCGGCGCGCCGCCGUCGGCGUCCGGUGCGGCGGGACGCCGCCGGCCGAGGUGCCGGGAACGGACCGGUCGCUGGAGGAGCUCCCGAGCAUCGACACGCCGCCGGAGUUCGAGGCGCCGCCGGGGCUGGACGUGCCGAUGCCGCCGCCGGGCGCGCCGACGCCCGGGCCGGAGCAGCCGGGCCCGUCCAUCCCUUCGCCGCCGAUGCCAGAGGUCCCCGACGUGCCGCGCAACCCCGACGUCCCGCCGCCGAAGCCGCCGGAGUUGGACCCGCCGAGGCCGCCACCCGAGGUCGUGCCGGAGCCGACGCCGCCGGACGUCGAGCCGCCGACCUUUAUAGUGUAAAAAAACAACGACGGCGAGGUGACACGCGCGUGCCACGUGGCGGGCUGAGAGAUUGUCGAUGACGUGGCAGCGUUCGGGACUCCCCGAGAGAACAGUGACGUGUCCGCUGUUCGUCUCGUCUUGUAGUUUGCAGAAAAGAGACAACUAUUUUUGCUUUCCUCUCUGUACUUUUUAUUUUCACUGUAGUAUGGAACAAAGCAGCGUGUGAGCUUGUUGUUCACUUCUCAAACUUUUAACUACGAGCUAGUAAUAUAAAACCAUAUCUUUCUCACAAGUAAAA